ACUACCAACACCUACACCUCUUCAUCGACAACAAAGGGGAAGAAAAUAUUUUUCCAUACUCCUUCCAGAUUUCUAACCUGAUUGUGUUUUUUUCUUUUCCCUGUUUUUGUUCAUUUGCUUUUCUAGUCAGAAGGCCUUUAGGCAAAGAACAAAAAAGACAAGAUGAUCGCUCUGUUUUCCUUGACAUUGUUGGUCUUUGCAAGCAGUCUGCAUGUCGAAGCACAAGAUAGUGGAUCAAGGAUCAAGGUCUACGCCAACAGAGGUGACAAUAUCACUCUGCCCUGCAGACUGGAGGGUCUGUCCAGUUUGUUCGGAAACAGAAUCAAGUGGACCAAACUUGAGGAUGACUCUACAGAAACCGAUGUGUUCAUCUCCAUGGGGCUUCACCAGAGAAGCUACGGAAAUUUCCAGAACCGCGUUUACAUGUUGGAGAUGGAUGACAACGAUGCUACUUUAGUUGUUACAAACCUAGAUCUGAACGACUAUGGCACAUACAAAUGUGAGAUCAUCAAUGGUAUGAACGACAAGACUGUUGAAGUGGACCUUGAAUUGCAAGGGGAAGAUUCACUUUCUUUCACAGGGGUUGUUUUCCCAUACUCCCCUCGUCUGGGGCGGUACAACCUCAACUUCCAAGACGCAGAGGCCGCAUGUUUGGAGCAGGACGCUGUGGUCGCCUCCUUCGAGCAGCUCUAUGAGGAAUGGAGAAAUGGGAUGGAUUGGUGCAAUGCCGGCUGGCUCAAUGACGGAACCGUGCAGUAUCCCAUCACCAAACCCAGAGAGCCCUGCGGAGGCGCGAGGACCUCAGCCGGACUGAGAACCUAUGGCCGACAAGACAAGUCCAACAAACGCUAUGAUGUGUUCUGCUUCACAGCCAGCCUUAAAGGACGCUUUUACUACUUGAUCCAGCCCAAGAGGCUGAACUUUGAUGAGGCUGUUGACGCGUGUAAGAGAGAUGGAGCUGAGAUCGCGAAGGUGGGCCAUAUAUACGCUGCCUGGAAGCUGCUGGGAUACGAUCGUUGUGAUGCCGGUUGGCUGGCCGACGGUAGCGUUCGUUACCCUAUCUCCAGGCCCAGGAACAACUGUAGUCCCACGGAGGCUGCGGUUCGCUUUGUUGGCUUCCCUGACAAAAAGCAGAAGCUGUAUGGAGUGUACUGCUACAAACCUCAGCCAUGAAGCGCUUCAUGUCACGUCGCCAACCAAAGAGCAGCAUUACACAGGUUUCUACAUCCAAACUUACUAAGGACUUUUUGCAUGAACUAGCCAUAACUGUGACAAUUAUAGAAAGGAUACUGUAAAAAACAGUUUCAUACUGCAACAUUCUGAAUAUUAAUAUAAACAGUUAUUGUACCUAUCAUUUACAAUUUAUAUAGAUUUGUACACCAUAUGUAUAAACAACAAAGCGACGAGAAUAACACAAAUUGCAUUCAUGAAGGAUAUUUAGCUGGAAGGAAAGUUAAAGUCACAUCAUUUUGAUCAAAACCCCUUUUAAAUAUAAGUGUGUCAAGGAUCUCCAUUGUGAUAUUGCAAUAACAUAUUUAAAUAAUAUUGAACAGUAUAAACUUGACAGAAAGUUUUUGAAACUUUUGAAACUGAAAUACAAAAUGGACCUGACACCUUUCUUUUCCUAAAAACUUGUGUGAUCUUACUCAAAUGCUGAUUUCUUUAAAACUAUGUAUUUUUGGUAUUUCACGUGUUGGUGUAUUAUCCAAUGCUCUGAACUGUGAUCUUAUGUUAUCUGUUUGAAAUAUCAAUUGAAUGUCUUUGGCCCUUAGUUUUACAAUUCUUUAUAAUAACUAUAUGAAUAUACUUUAUAUUCAUCCAUUAUUUCAUUGUAACAUUCAUUCCUCAUGUCUACCCUUUUUAAAAAAUGUGUAUUUUCUAUUUUUCUUAUUCUUGUUUAAAUGUGUUUGUCCCUGCAUAUAUUUUCACAAGUAUUUCAUCACAGACAGAGACAGAAUUUGACAAACUGCUGAUGAUGCAUUGAACUUCGUUAUAUGGCAGAGAACUACAAACAGAAUUUACACUGAGAGAUUCUUUGAGGACCAGUUUUAUAUUCAACGUUUCACGACUAGCUUGAGCCCAACUGCUUAAGUGUAGAUAUGAAUAAGUCUCAAAUGAAUGAUAUUGUAAUUCCACUGUUCUCUGCGAAAAGAGGAACAGCACUAAAAGCCAUAUAGAAAAUCGUGUCCAAGUUUGAACAGUAACAUUGGAAUGUUGUGACUUCAGAUAAUGAGAUCUGUUUACUGAUGAACGUAACAUCUAUUACUUGCCACUUUGUAUUGAAAUAUGUUUAUGGGAGGGGAAAAUAUUCUCCACUUAUAACUUUGCUUUGAACUGCAGAAGCCACAGUGCACAUAAGUUUGUCUUUUUUAUGCACAAAAUAUCUUUUCUUUUUUGAAAAAUCUGAAACGCAUUGUAUGGUUUAUGAAUCAAAUUUUAAAUGAAAAAUAAAACCCAUAAAAAUGAAA
This is a messenger RNA of Onychostoma macrolepis, 2468 nucleotides long. RefSeq names its product hyaluronan and proteoglycan link protein 1a (gene hapln1a). The record is from RefSeq and is a predicted model, not a curated record. NCBI's taxonomy places the organism in Eukaryota, Metazoa, Chordata, Actinopteri, Cypriniformes, Cyprinidae. Gene Ontology annotation, biological process: cell adhesion. Bases 163 to 1173 code for a protein of 336 amino acids. Gene Ontology annotation, molecular function: hyaluronic acid binding. The transcript has 4 exons.